AUGUCAAGCAUUUCCGCUUUGAACAGAUUGAGCCGGAAAAGUUUCUCUCUCACGGUGGUUUUGGAGCAGUAUGGGCUGCGAAAUAUCGGUCCCAUGACAACGAUGCGAACCAAGGAGGGCUCCGAGGACGAUGACAUCACCGCAACCGAUAAUUUGGACUUUCUGCACAAGCAGAGAGCUCGUGAGGUUGAUUUGCGGCCCCCUGGACCGCACCCCAACAUUGUCCCUAUACUCGAUGACUUUUUCGAUCGUGCACCUCCCGUCAAGACGGAAGGAGAAGGCGGGAGGGAGGCGAGUUGGGAAGGUGUUGAGAAGUUUCCAGACGGUUUUGGCGGUCGUCCUUAUACUUUAUAUCUUCUUAUGGAGAGAUUUGAUGGAUCUCUCGAUGAUCUUCUGAAUGGAAAGUGGAAACCGACUACGACCUUUUCAUCUUCCAUGAAUUCUGCCUCGUUUUUAAUGCGUCAGCCAGCAUCACACGAAAUUGCAUCUGGAAGUCCCUUUGAGAUCCCGACCUCUAACAUGGAGUUUUCCUCCCUUUGUCUACGCACUGAAGAGGCCAUUGGUGUGGCAGUUCAGAUGGUCGAGGCGGUGGCCCACCUGCAGCGGUAUCACAUAGCCCAUCGAGAUAUCAAACCAUCAAAUUUUCUCGUUAGAAGCAGGAACCUUCCAAAGAGAGUAGACUUACUGAAUGGUGAAACGGUGGAGGCAAUUAACUUGCGUCUGCAAGUUGCGCUAACCGACUUCGGUUGUGCUAUUCGAACGGUCGACCACGCUAUCGGUCGUGAUUGCACCACCGUCUCGCACAGCGGCAACAUCGCUCUCUGGGCGCCCGAGGUGGCCGUGCACUUCUCCGAUCCACAAACCUCUGAUCAGCAAUGCACCCUCCCAUCCAUCUACUCGCGUGCGGACCUCUGGGCCGUCGCCACCAUAGCCUACCAGCUCUUUGGCCGGCCCAAUCCCUUCUUAUCGGGUGAACUGUCGUCGACGAAUUAUGCCGAGUCGGAGUUGCCUAUGCUGCCGAGUGCUGCGCCCGGGGUGUUGGUUUGGGUGCUGCACUCAUGUUUACGGCGCAAUCCCUCCGCCCGUCCUCCAGCCCCCCUUGUCGCCGACGUCCUACACACCUGGUGCCUCCUAGCCAAUCUCAAGCGAUUCCUCUCUCCUCGUCUGUUCGACAAAGUCGUUCCACAAAUACCUUUGCCAAUGGAGAUCCUAGUCAAGGCGGCGGGCGGUGACUUUCUCAACAAUGAGGAGACUUGGCUCACGAUGAAGUUGGCGGCAGAGGGUUUCUCGAGACUGCAUAAGAGACUGGAUGAUCCAUUGCGUCGGAAGCUGCGCCAGUUGCUGCAACUAACGUGGACGGCGGAUUGGCUUCUGGGGGCAGCCAAAGUCACGGGACUGCGCCAUCUCUUCUACCAGCGUGUCACACUGGAGCGAUUUGCCUUCUGCCUGGCUUUCGUUGAAGUUUUUGGCAGCUUCAGCACUGGGCUUUAUCUCCCGACAAGUGAUGUCGACAUUGUCAUAUUCGGCAAAUGGCCGCAGUUGCCUUUAGGGACCUUGGAACGAGCGUUAAAGGAAAAUAACUUUGCCACUGAUAUUAAGGUCCUUUCAAAGGCGACCGUUCCGAUUGUGAAGUUUACCGAUUCUGAUACCGGACUUCAUGUCGACAUAAGUUUUAACAUGGCUAACAGCGUCCGUGCCAUAAAAUUCGUACAUACCUAUCUGGGGAUUUAUCCUUGUCUUCGUUACCUCGUCUUCACGUUGAAGCAAUUCCUCCUUGUUCGCGAACUUAACGAGGUUUGGACCGGCGGCCUCAGUUCCUAUGCUCUAAUAUUGAUGUGUAUUAGUUUUUUGCAGCAAAAUACCAGGGAAAAGGAGACCGUUAAGUCCAGAAACUUGGGAACUCUCCUUUUGGAAUUUUUCGAGUUUUAUGGAAUUCGCUUUAACUACAGGACUACUGGAAUCAGAUUUUCGGAACAGAGUUCUUUUAUUUCCAAAGACUGGUUCACGAAAAGCAUGGAACGCGACCAGUAUCCCCCUCUCUUAUGUAUCGAAGAUCCUCUUUGCCCGGGAAACAAUGUUGCUCGGCGUUCCUACUCGUCAAAUAUGGUUUUAGAUGCGUUCAAACACGCUUAUCUAGCGUUAUCCGCCGCUUUACGCACGGAUGCUGAUAACGUCGGGAGCAUCUUAUCUUCCAUCUUGCUCAUACCGCCGGAUACUAUAACCUCUCGGAAGCGUGUAAGGGCUUACGCGCUGCUGAUGUACCAACUCAUGCCGUCCUUUUUUGUGCCCCAUGUUAAAUCUGGAAUUACUCCCAUGCAAUUACAACAGAUGUCAUCUAAGACUUCCCCCACUCAGCCCUGCGAAUGCUCGGAGGAUCAACUUAAUAACUCUAGUCCCCCAACAAAGGCACCGAUCAUUGUGUCUGCUCGUGGACUUAGUACUCGGCCUCCUGCUUUUCUGCGCGCACCUAACGGCGCUGAUAUGUUAUACCUCUCCACCAGCUUCCCGUCUUAUGCGUAUCCCUCCAAUCCUGUUUUCUAUGACCCCUUGUGUUUCCCCGUCCCAAAUCCCCCUAAUGGCGCGCCUACGGUUCAAAAGCCUGUUUUCGUCAUGUUUUCACAUUCCGCCUUCACAUCUGUGUCGAGUCCAGUCUUCUUCUCACCCUAUCUCCCUGUGCAUACGUCUGCCUCAUCAGUAGACGGUGAUAUCACUGCAAUGUCUCGUACCGUGCUCGACAGUGGUUCCGAUUGUGACGAAAUGCUUUCGGAGUCGGAACUUCAGGAAAUGCAUGUUUCUGAUGAUAUGGCUUCGGGUGAUAUCGAGGAUGUCUAUCGGGAUAUUGAAGCAGCUGAUCGGAACUUCAAAAGUGGGAGAUCGGUGUCUGCAUCAAAUACCUGCUCCAACUUAGUGAAGCAGUUGGCACCGUUGAGGUUGUUCUCCUCUGAGCAAAAUGUCUCCUGUACCCGAGAAAACCAGGAGCUGGAUUCCUCCUGUCCUUUAUCCUCGCCAUCCAUAUUGCCUUCCUCGUCUACGUCUAGUACCAAGUCAAAAGGACACAAAAGUUGUGAAAAAAUGGAAGCGGAGUUGCCUCAAACUCCACCUCCACCACCUUCACAGACGAGAGGAGGGAAGUCUUCUCGAAGGAGACGUCGCCCGGUCCGCAAGACCGGAGGCAUUGUUCCUACUCUCGACGGUCCUAAUGUUAAUGCUAGUACACCCGAGACUCAGGUUGUACCUACUCGGGCAAAUGGUUGUUGCCUUUCAAGCAAUGAGGAUACUGAGGAGAGUGGAUGCACCUGUCAAUCCGUGCACAAAAUGAAGAGAAGGUGCUCGCAACUUCGUUCGGGUGGAAACUGCCGCGAGGGGAAAGUUGAUGGAAUGGUUACGGCUUCAGAGACUACGCCUGGGCAUACAAAGACCUGGUCUUCAUUUAAGUCGUCAAUCCGCAUGGAUUCGUCUAGUCCAGGGCAAAACAACCCGGGAAGUGAAAAUCUGGGCAAUCCACUUACGGCUUCACCCAAUCCUCUACCUGCCUCCAAGGCUGGGAAUAAGCAACAACAAUCCGUGGCUAAAAACAGUGCAAUCUCUUCAUCUCUAAAACGCCCGGCUCUCAGCCCCUUCUUGGUGCAUUGCAAAGAACGUCGGUGGAACGAUCGCACUCUCAAUGCUCUUACCUGGGAUGGUGUGGCCUUGUGCCAUCGCGGGUUACCGCCUCACAAUUCCGCUCUGUCUCGCUGUCAACAGCCUGGCGACAUCGGCACUUGA
Echinococcus granulosus is the source of this 3765-nucleotide messenger RNA. Its product is annotated as DNA polymerase sigma. Lineage: Eukaryota; Metazoa; Platyhelminthes; Cestoda; Cyclophyllidea; Taeniidae. Gene Ontology annotation, cellular component: nucleolus; TRAMP complex. The coding region runs from base 1 to 3765 and encodes 1254 amino acids. The record is from RefSeq and is a predicted model, not a curated record. Gene Ontology annotation, molecular function: protein kinase activity; poly(A) RNA polymerase activity; ATP binding. The transcript is spliced from 12 exons. Gene Ontology annotation, biological process: protein phosphorylation; RNA 3'-end processing.